UGACGGUUGUCAUGGUAACGACAAGCGCAACAAUUAUUUGCUCGUUGGCGCGCGCUUGGUUCAUCGCUUGCGCGUUUACCGCAAAUAAACAGAGGCACGAUGUCGGACUCUGCGUCUGAAGAGUUUGAGGAUGAGCAGACAUUUCAUGGAGAGUAUGAAGGUGAGCGGAAUGAAGAAGGAGAAAGGCAUGGUUCUGGGAGAGCAGUGUUUCCUAAUGGAGACAUCUACCAGGGAAUGUAUGAACAUGGCAAACGAUCUGGACAGGGAACCUACAGAUUUAAGAAUGGGGCUCGAUACACAGGGGAGUAUUCCAUGAACCUAAAACAUGGACAAGGUGUUUUCUAUUAUCCUGAUGGCUCCAAGUAUGAUGGCUCAUGGGUGGAAGACCAGCGACAUGGUCAUGGGAUUUACACAUAUCCUAAUGGAGAUAGCUACGAUGGGGAGUGGCUUCAGCAUCAAAGACAUGGUCAAGGUGUGUACACGUACCAUGAUACGGGAUCCAAGUAUUCUGGAACAUGGGUUAUGGGUAAAAUGGAGUCUGUAGGAGAGUUUAUCCAUUUAAACCACAAAUACCAAGGCAACUUUCACAUCAAUAAUCCCUCAGGUCCAGGAAAGUAUGUGUUUGACUUUGGAUGUGAGCAGCAUGGGGAGUAUCUGCAAGCCGAUCAGGAUAACAUUGAUGCAGAAGUUGAGGAAUUUGGCACUAAAACUGGUCUGAAAUGGAAACCCAAUGCUUUGACAUCUUGCAUCUCUGAUCCAUCACGUCUAAAGGAUAUUGUCUCCUCAGACCAGGGCUUGUCUGAGGAGAAAAGGGCCUAAAUGCCCCUGGAAGAGCAGAACAUGAGGCAGAGCCCAGCACCAGAAAUCAUUUUGGCAAAUGACAGAGUUGCUGAAAUGUAUGUCAGAAGUAACACACAAUUGACUGUGCAGUUAUACGAAAAAAAAAAACAUGCUGUGGAUUAUUUUCAUAUACAAAAAUGUUCUGGUGUGCGUUAUUUUGCCUUAAAACACAGCAAUUUUGACAAUGAUUAUGAUUGACACAUAUCACUUCACCAAAUGUAGAUUUAAUGCUGUAUUCCUUUUAGCACGUUAUUAAAGUACUAAACAGCUUC
This is a messenger RNA of Silurus meridionalis, 1112 nucleotides long. It is a transcript of the gene rsph1, whose product is annotated as radial spoke head component 1. Gene Ontology annotation, biological process: spermatid development; axoneme assembly. The record is from RefSeq and is a predicted model, not a curated record. Gene Ontology annotation, cellular component: motile cilium; nucleus. The coding region runs from base 100 to 819 and encodes 239 amino acids. The transcript is spliced from 8 exons. Lineage: Eukaryota; Metazoa; Chordata; Actinopteri; Siluriformes; Siluridae.